CCGCAGCGAUGGCAGAACUAUUGCUCGAUUCCAACAUUAGAUUUUGGGUUUUCCUACCUAUAGUAGUGAUCACCUUCUUAACUGGAAUAAUCAGACACUAUGUAACAAUACUUUUAUCAUCAGAGAAAAAGACAGAGUUACAACAAGUAUCCGAUAGUCAUGCACUCAUCCGCAGCAGGAUGUUGAGAGAAAAUGGGAAAUACAUUCCAAAACAGAGUUUUUUGAUGCGCAAACAUUUUUUCAAUCAUGAAAAUGAUGGAUUUUUCAAAAAGGAGAAACGUGAAGGUGUUGCAAAGAAUCCAAUGACAGAUCCUAACAUGAUGACAGACAUGUUGAAAGGCAACGUUACUAAUGUCUUACCUAUGAUAGUCAUAGGAGGAUGGAUCAACUGGGCUUUCUCAGGCUUUUUAACAACAAAAGUACCAUUUCCAUUGACUCUUAGAUUCAAGCCAAUGUUGCAGAGAGGGAUAGAAUUGCAGUCAUUAGAUGCAUCAUGGGUUAGUUCAGCAUCUUGGUAUUUCCUUAAUGUUUUUGGUCUGCGAAGUAUGUAUACUCUGAUACUAGGACAAGACAAUGCUGCUGAUCAAACAAAGGCAAUGCAGGAACAGAUGUCAGGGGCGGGGAUGAUGACCCCACAGGACCCCAUGAAAGCCUUCAAAUCUGAGUGGGAGUCGCUGGAGGUGAGCACACACAACUGGUGUUUGGCUGGUGUAGAAGAGGAACUCAUUGAUGGACAUAUACAACCAGAGACAAUUUACAUCAAAAACAAAUACUCCUAGUUAGAAUAUUGAUGAAUGAUCUCAUUUGUUUCCCUUCUGAUGUUGACCCACAUUUCCAUUCCUCUUCAGUGAUAUUUAAACCUGAUAUCAACUCACAUAAUUCCAUUUUGGUAUGGUGACAUUUUGUAAGUUUCAAAUGUGUUGAAUUUCAAACAGAAAAUGUAGCUUUACACACAAUUAUGUGUAUUAUGUUAACAUGUACACAGGUCAGGUGAGCUGUUAAUAUGUACACAGGUCAGGUGAGCUGUUAACACGUACACAGGUCAGGUGAGCUGUUAUAAUGUAUACAGGUCAGGUGAGCUGUUAUAAUGUACACAGGUCAAGUAAGCUGUUCACAUGUACACAGGUCAGGUGAGCUGUUUCUGAAGAAAAAAACAGUUUUUUUACCUGCUUUUAUGUUAUGAUUGAAAAAAUUAACAAUUAAAGUAUUAAUUGCAACAUCAGCUUUCCAAGAUGAAAUAUAUGGGGAAAGAAAAUAUUUUACAUCAACAUCAGUUUCUAUGGAAUUUCGAAUUGUAGUGAAUACCUUUAGAAGAUCAAAGUUGAUUGUUGCUUUGUAAGAGGUAGCGUUUAAUGUCAUGUCACUGUAUUUCAAGGAAUAAGGGAGAUAAUUACCAAACUCAUGGAAAAUUUACCAGUAUCUUAACACUGGCUUCUGGUCCUAGAACAUAUACACAGGAACAGAACUUAUCUUGAAAAUCAAUAUGUACAAAAUUCAGUGAUAUUCCUAUAUAGUUAAUGAAAUAACAAAGCUUGAGUAAAAAAAAAACACCAUUAGAUCUGUAAUGUUCUGCAUUUUAUGUCCUCCCCUUUGUGUAUUUUUAUUUAUUUAUGAGAAUGAACACCUAAAAAUAGAAAUUGAUCAUGUGCGUCUUAAUGAAGAGUUCAAGAGGUUUUUGUCAUAACAUAAUUGUAAUUAUCAACCAGACAUCCAUUUAUUACAUUUCCUUAUAUAUACCCAUUUGAGGAAGUCCUUUUAUAAAUUAAAUAAUUGAAAUAACUACUGCACAAUUCAGUAUUGUAGUAAUAAAUAAAUAUCUUAAACAG
Messenger RNA from Ylistrum balloti, 1826 nucleotides. RefSeq names its product ER membrane protein complex subunit 3-like. The transcript has 7 exons. Bases 9 to 779 code for a protein of 256 amino acids. The record is from RefSeq and is a predicted model, not a curated record. NCBI's taxonomy places the organism in Eukaryota, Metazoa, Mollusca, Bivalvia, Pectinida, Pectinidae. Gene Ontology annotation, cellular component: EMC complex; membrane. Gene Ontology annotation, biological process: protein folding in endoplasmic reticulum.